UGUAGAAUGUGUAAUCUCCCACGCUAUGAGCGGUUUAUCCGGGGCGAUAGAACCGUGUGUAUACCCAGGUAGUUCAGGUGGACGUGCUUGUGACAGUGGGACCAGCCAGGGCACCUUACCAUCCAGCAUGGAGACGCUACCAAGCGACAUGGUCGACGGCGAAUACAGCGAGGAAGACGACGCAGAGGAGACGUGGGGCAGAUUGUUUCCUCUGGGAGCUAGCUUCGUUGCAGUCGAUAUGGUGAAGGAUGAGUAUACAUUUGGCAGGGGAGACAACUGUGAUGUGUCUUUCAAUGGAACUUCAGCAGCUCGGAAGAACCAGUGUUUCCAAGCCUACAGCAAAGUUCAUUUCAAGCUAAUCCGGCAAAGCACCAGCACAGGCGUUCAUGUGUUCCUGGAAGACACCAGCAGCAAUGGAACUUUCAUCAAUGGCGAGAAAGUUGGAAAAGGGAACAAGCAGGUUUUGAACAACAAUGAUGAAAUAUCUCUGGCUCUAAAGAAGAACAAAGCUUAUGUGUACAUGGACUUGAAGUCAAAUGAAGAUGCAGAUUUACCCAAAGAACUGACAGAAAAGUACACACUAACCAAAACUCUUGGAAGGGGAGCUUGUGGGGAGGUGAGGUUAGCUUUUGCCAAAGGAUCUUGUGAGAAGUAUGCAUGCAAGAUAAUCUCCAAAAAGAAGUUCUCAGUUGGAGGAAAGUCCCAACUAAACAUGGCGUCCCAGGUUAUGAGUGAAGUAAAAAUACUAAAAGCGUUAAAACAUCCAUGUAUCAUCAGGAUAGAGGACUUGAUAGACAAUCCUGACACUCUCUUCAUUCUCCUCGAGCUGGUGGAAGGGGGGGAGCUGUUUGACCGGGUGGUCAGCGUGGGGCAGUUUGACGAACCUACGGCCAAACUGCUCUUCUACCAGAUGAUUGCAGCCUGUAAGUAUCUACAUGACCAGGGCAUUACUCAUAGGGAUUUAAAGCCUGAAAAUAUUUUGUUGGCCUCCGACUCAAAUGACACUGUGAUAAAGGUGACAGAUUUUGGAUUAUCGAAAUUUGUCGAUGCUGGGUCUCUUAUGAAGACUUUCUGUGGCACGCCUACCUACCUGGCACCGGAGAUCCUGAUCACUGCCGGAAGUGGAACAUACACCAAAGCCAUUGACGCCUGGAGUCUGGGAGUUAUCCUGUUUAUUAUGCUGUCUGGUUAUCCACCUUUCUCGGACGAGAGGAAGGACAUGGACCUCCCUAAACAGAUUAUGGGUGGACACUUCAGCUUCCCCCCUCAGUACUGGGAGGGGGUGCCAGAAACAGCCAUUGAUUUGAUCAAGAAGUUGAUGACAGUUGAUCCAAAGAAGAGAAUCACGCUUUCAGAGGCCUUGCAACAUCCGUGGUUUAAGGAUGAGGAGAUGAAGAUCAAGGCCAAUCAACUGAUGUACCCAGAAGCAGACGGAAUGGUGCCCCCGACGAUGGUGCCAGUGGGCAAGAAGAGGACGAUGGAUGGAUGUGGCGAGGAGCCGCCCACUAAAAGGAAAGGCUCAGCAGACACCACGUCCCCUCCGGAAACACCCUGAACAAAGAGUAUGUGCUGUCCUGACUGUGGAUGUCAGGCUCGGACCUUGGGGCUUGCUGCUCUCACACUACACCUGUCCUGAAAUCACACAUCACCUUGGCUCGGACCUUGGGGCUUGCUGCUCUCACACUACACCUGUCCUGAAAUCACACAUCACCUUGGCUCGGACCAUGGGGGCUUAGGCUAUUCACUUUCCAUUCUGCAAUCUGAAAUAUAGAUAUACUGAAAUAUUAACUAAUAAGAACAGGGAAACAUUCAGGAAGAGACCAUACCCUUCAAGCUGAGCACAUUUGUGAUGUUGAUGUAAUAUCAGCUACUUAGUAUCAGUACUGAUAUCAUAACAUACCUUAGCACCAGUAUUGAUAUGCCAGACAGUUAAGUAUGAGUACUUGUCAGAUCAAUGUCUUAUAUCUCAGUACUGAUAUCAAUGGAACAAGUUUGUAUUAUUAAAACUGUGGAAAGUAGUAAGGUGGGCAUGUGCUUACAUUCUGGCAUGAAAUGAGCUUGUCAGGAGUGAAUGUAAGUUCUUCAGCAGCUGGGCAGGACGAGUGUGUGUGUUCCAUCUGUGACUGUUGACCAAAACACUCACUGUGUUGUGGCUUACAGAGACACUGGCAACAGAAAUGUCUUCUCAUCAUGACAAUCAGAAAUAGAAAGAAUUUCUCAAUCAAAAUUAAUGUGUUGGUGUUGAUGUCGCUGAUUCCAUUGGACAGGGAAACAGGCAUGUGUAUCAGAUUCUCUGUUGUAGAGGACUUGUAUCUGUUAUAUGCUUAAAUCCUUCUGUCAUUUGAUAAUGCCUUCGUCUUACCAGUAGGGAUAAGGGUGCCCUUAGUCUAAGGUGCCACAAUUCGCUGUGCAGAGUUGCAUCCCUUUGGCAUGCCAGAAACCUAUGUUUAUGGGUAUGAAUCCCAGUUCAUCUUGAUUAUGUCUCCAGGUUUGUCAGCACUAUGCCCAUGCUUGUGGGUUUCACCGAAGUGGUAAAUGUCUGAAACUCUAACUCAUGACUCUAACUUUCCUCCCACAUUAUGACGACUCACCGUGAUAUAACUGGAAUACUGUUCAAAGCUGUGUCAAAGCCACGUCACUCACUUAUUCUUUAUUGAACAUUUAAUUAUUUUUUUGCGAAUUCAGGAUUUUUUACAUCAUUGUUAUUGCCCUAUUAUUUAUAUUGUUCUGUGAUUUCAACCGUUUUGCAUUUAGACAAGACACUUUAUGUGGUUGGUCUUCAGUGUUGUGCCUGGGCUGCAGCAGAACCAUGCUUGCUGAUACAGCAACAUCACAUCCAUAACAGAUGUCAGCGUAUAUAUCUGUCAUAUCGGACCAUGGACCACGAAGUAGUGGUUACCGUGGUUACAAUUACAUCAAAAUCAUAAGUAUAAAUAUACAUAAAAUUUGGCAUUGAUGUGUUGUGAUAGUUCUUCUUCUGUUGACUUCUUAAAGAUUUAUUCAGUCUUUUUCCUGUUUCCAGUGUAUAAUUAACUGUGAAGAGAUCAUACAUACAACAUGUUAGCAGAACAGUUCCUCACGCUCUUGUAAGUGGCAUUAUGCUUAAUUAUAGUUAAGCUUUUUUAAUUUCAUCUCAUUUCAAAAUGUUCAAUUUGACAUUUCUAAAUAUAUCACAUUCUUCACAAAUUUUUAAGGAUUUUGUUGGAUGUAGUUUUUACAUUAAUUUUCCAUUGUAAAUAUGACCAUACAUGUAUUUGGAAAAUUGUUGGACAUGUCUGAUGUGUAUUCAUUUUCCCUCAUCUUCCAUAGAAUGAUAGUAAGUGGUAAUCACUAUUUGAAACAAUACCAGCAAGUGAGCACGAUAUUUCUCAAUAUGUGGAAAGUAGUGUCAUUUUAACCUAAGCAUGUUGAAGAUGCAAUGAGGCCCAUGGUACUUUGUUUGUUCAUGGUCACAGUGAUGCAGUUGGCAGAACUUAAUGGCAUGUGUUUAGUUUGUCAUACCCGCAUCAGCAUGUUUGCCCACUACCACAUUAAAGCUUGCUUUGAUAGAAUACUACUAUGUGUGCAUGUAUGGAAAAUGUAAUUUUCAGUCUGGUGAGGCAUUUUAGUUACUAGUUUAUGGAUCUUUGUUCCCAAAUGUGGAAUGGGGAUUUGAGAACUAUCAUUUUUCUUCAUUUUUAGAUUCCUUCUUUGUAGUUUGCAUGGAAUAUUACAACAAACCUUUUUAGACAUACUCGCUCACAUAACACAUGUAACAUAUGUAUUUACUCAAGUAGGUCUUCACUUUUGUGAAGUGUUGGCGACACUUGAAUCCUUCCUCUGUUAAGUCUCCCUUUAAGAACUCCCUCAGGUUAACCCACCAACUCUAUGCUGAUUUCACCUGCCACAAGCUAGUUCCCAUUUUGUUUUAGGUGAGAAGCCAUUCUGUUACAUUUAUCCUAGAUCCUUCCUACGCUGUAAGGAUAUCCCGACCCACAUUAAACACAGUAGGUAGAACUCAUCAUUUAUCAUGCCAUGCCGUGUGGUGGCUAACUAGUGGGACUUGAUGGACCAAUGUUGAAGCUGGUAUUGAGCCCACCAGUUGUGUUCCUGUCUCAGCUUUAAUGUUUAUGAAGAUGACCCAGUUAAGGUUGUAUCAGAUACAAAUGCAACAGGGUUUACAACCUUUGCACAGAAUAUCAGACAAUAUUGGGCAGGCUUAAGUGCAGUUUGGGAAAAAUUUCAAAGUUGAAAGAUCAGAUUUUUAUGUGGUCUGUUUUGUUUCAUAUUCAAUUAGGUAAAUAUUUCAUUAAUGUUCAAAUUUGUUUUAUAAUUCUUUACCUCAUCAAAGUCAAAUGUUGCAGUAAUACUGUUGAAAGCAGAAUUAAACCCAAUCAGGCUCAGUAGGUAUUGAGAACUACACUGAUCCUGGGGACUUACAAAGUACAGUGUGGUUGAGGUCUAGUGUGAGCAGGACUAAUGUAUGCUUGCCGGAUGGAAGCCCUUCUAUCAGACAGGUUCUUGGUAGUUUUUGCAUUGCAUCACAUUUUGUUACGAGUAAGGAUUUAUAUAUUCUGAUUCAUUUCCAACUGAUGCUUGUGUGUGAUAUUUUCCCACAGGGUAACAUAUGACAAGUGCCGUAUCAUGUUUUGGGAUUUUUUACCAAUAACUCAAGUUCUCAAACUACCCCCAAAAAUAAAAAUCUGGUCUUUCACUUUUUAUUUAACCCUUACUUGGACUACAUAUGUGUGUUCCUGUUGGAUUUCUUUACUGUGUAUAACAACCAGGAUGUCAUGGUGGUGUUGAUGUUGUAUAUACUGUAUUAUAACUGGCUCUCUUGCCAGAACAAGAGGUGCAUGGGUGUCUGUUUUUAUAAUCAUAUUGAUGUGAAUGAUUUAGUCAUGGUAACGUGGAAUAAAAGUAUGACACUGG
This is a messenger RNA of Haliotis rufescens (red abalone), 4911 nucleotides long. RefSeq names its product serine/threonine-protein kinase Chk2-like. NCBI's taxonomy places the organism in Eukaryota, Metazoa, Mollusca, Gastropoda, Lepetellida, Haliotidae. Gene Ontology annotation, biological process: mitotic DNA damage checkpoint signaling; protein phosphorylation. Bases 26 to 1555 code for a protein of 509 amino acids. The record is from RefSeq and is a predicted model, not a curated record. Gene Ontology annotation, cellular component: cytoplasm; nucleus. The transcript has 16 exons. Gene Ontology annotation, molecular function: protein binding; protein serine/threonine kinase activity; ATP binding.